AUGGACCAUCGAAUGAAACUCUCACUGGCAUCUUGAAACAAGCAAAGCCAUGGCAGCUCAACGCGGCUGCAUCACUCUACAAGUUGUACUAUUUCUGAUCAUUUGCUCAUCAUUUGCAAGCACAGGGUUUGGAGCAACAAACGACACUUCGCUCAAUCUCACCCGCACCAGCUUCCCCAAAGGCUUUGUAUUCGGAGCUUCCUCGUCUGCUUAUCAAUAUGAAGGCGCUGCGUCUGAAGAUGGGAGAGCACCAAGUAUAUGGGACACUUACGCCCACCAAUUUCCAGAGAGAACCGCUGACCGCAGCAACGGUGACGUGGCGGUCGACUUCUAUCAUCGGUACAAGGAGGAUGUGAAGUUGCUAAAGGAUAUCGGAUUCGAUGCUUUCAAAAUAUCCAUUUCUUGGUCGCGAGUAUUACCUCGUGGAAAGUUAAGUGGGGGAGUGAACCAGAAAGGAAUCGACUUUUACAACAAUGUCAUCAAUGAGCUUCUUGCAAAUGGUAUAACCCCUUUUGUGACCAUAUUUCACUGGGACGUUCCCCAAGCCUUAGAGGAUGAGUACUUAGGGUUUCUAAGUCCUCGCAUUGUUGAUGAUUAUAAAGAUUUUGCGAAGCUUUGCUUCAAGGAGUUUGGGGAUCGUGUUAAGCAUUGGGCGACACUUAAUGAGCCGUAUGUAUUCGCCCUUGUUGGCUAUGAUGGAAGCCCCAAUGGCAACGCAGCCCCUAGGAGAUGCUCCAACAGGGCUAUCUGUGCAGAAGGGGAUUCAACAACUGAACCUUAUAUCGUCGGUCAUAAUCUACUUCUUGCCCACGCAACAGCUGUCAAACUAUAUAGGGAGAAAUAUCAGGCAAUUCAAAAGGAAGACAUAGGAAUUGUACUAGUAAGUAAUUGGUUUGUACCAUAUUCAAGCAGCAGACUCGACGUUAGAGCAGCACAACGAGCUCUCGAUUUUAUGUAUGGAUGGUUUAUGCACCCUAUAGUUUAUGGGGAUUAUCCAACAAUCAUGAGAUCCAUUGUGAGAGAUCGAUUGCCAAAAUUCACAAAGGAGGAGGAGACAUUGGUCAAAGGAUCCUUUGAUUAUGUGGGAAUUAAUUAUUUUAAGGCGAAUUUUGUAAAACACGUUGUCUAUAGUGGAAACGGUAGCAGCAUAAAUGCUAGCAGCUCAACGAAUAAUAGGGCCAGUCUUUCAACUCAAGCCAAUGGUCUAAACAUCGGCACACCUACUGCAGUGAGCUAUUUCGAUGAUUAUCCGAAAGGACUUCAUGAUCUUCUGGUCUACACCAAGGAGAGAUACAAGAAUCCAACCAUUUAUAUAACAGAAACUGGUAUGAAGGACGGUAAUAACGUUAUCGAAGUUGCUAUUAAUGACAACGGAAGGAUUAACUUCUACAAUGGUCAUAUUCGGGCGACUCACCGAGCCAUCAAACAAGGUGUAAAAGUAAAAGGUUUCUUUGCAUGGUAAUUUUUGGAUAACUUUGAAUGGGGAUCAGGUUACACUCAACGAUUUGGGAUUACCUAUAUUGAUUACAUGAAUGGACUUACAAGAAUUCCCAAAAAGUCAGCUACUUGGUUCAAAAAUUUCUUGAAUGCAAUAAGAUCAGAGUGUAGUUGCUAUCGAUCGACUAGUAACUUUUAGGGAAUGUUUGGUUUGUGUGAUUGGCAUGUGUAUAUUUUGUAAGUGUUUGAUUUGUGCUAUAUCCGAUCAUCUAUUGUAUUCCAAGCAUGUUAAUAAGUAAAUUGAAGAUAUGUUAAUCCCUGUUUUUAUUUGUCUGUGAGAAAUAUGUUGGAGAACGUGAAUGAUAAAUUGAAAAAGUAAAUUUAAUUAAUAAGUUUAUUUUUAUUAGAAUAAAUUAUAACAAGUGAUUGGUUAUGAUGUACGAUAUGAGAAACUCUUGACAAAUGAAUGAUGGUUGAUAACCAUCAAUUAUCAGCCAACCAUGUGUGACCAACCAAAUAGGUGUCUAGCAUUGAUGUAGUAUUUUAUUUGAUUGAAAUGAUGUGUCUAUUCUGGUGAAACCGUAUGUCCUCUGGGUGAUGCGUUUAUUUUGAGAAAAGUCAUAACCUUUUCCAAGCAUCUUUUUCAAUUGGAUAUGUCUAUUCAAUGAUAGAUUUCCAACUUCUAUAAAUA
Sesamum indicum (sesame) is the source of this 2128-nucleotide messenger RNA. The record is from RefSeq and is a predicted model, not a curated record. NCBI's taxonomy places the organism in Eukaryota, Viridiplantae, Streptophyta, Magnoliopsida, Lamiales, Pedaliaceae.